This is a messenger RNA of Didymodactylos carnosus, 4578 nucleotides long. Lineage: Eukaryota; Metazoa; Rotifera; Eurotatoria; Philodinida; Philodinidae. The record is from the annotation of a GenBank genome assembly.
AUGUCUUGGUUAAGUGGCAAUCUGUCACGUGGGUUCCAAAAUCUUUCUGGUCAAUUGAGUACUAUGACAAAAGAUAUUCUGACAGAAGUAGCAAAUGAAGAACAUAGUGAUCCGAUGACAGAAUUAAAAAUAGCCAGAAAUCAAAUACAAGAACUUGAGCUGAAACAACAAGCAUUUCAAGAUGAGUGUAUAUCAUUAAAAAAACGUUGUGACGAGUUGACCAUGCAAAAACAAGCAGUAGACAUCAAAGCUGACAUGUUGUUAGCUGAGAGUCGUAGAACAAUUGAAGAGAAAGAUAAUGAGCUACGGCGUCUUCGGGCUGAUCAACAGCAAACGUUUGUCAGUAAUAGUAAUAAUGAAAACACAUGGACAGACCUCCUUGAAGAGGAUGAUCAACCUAAGAUAUCAGAAUUUAUUAAAUAUGAACGAAUAAUUAAAGAAUUGAAAGAUGAAAACGUUCAUUUACGUAAUGAAACAGCGAAUUUAAGAAAAACAUUAAAAUCCAAUCAAUUUGCGAAAGAUUCGCGCCGACGAGAAGAAGACGUUAUUGCUGUAGAACAAGUGUAUGCUGAACAAAUUGCUACAUGUCGUGAACAAUAUGAACAAACAAUAGCAAAAUUAAAAAAACGAAUACAAGAAUUAGAAGAUUGGAAUGACCAAGCGGAAAGUGUUGAAUUUCGAAAAAAUCUAGAAGUACAAAAAGAUGUUGACGAUGUUGAUAAAGAAUUACUCUCCCAAGAACUUGAACAAGCAAAUGAAAAAUUAUCUUGGUAUAGUGAUCAAUUGAAACAACAACAGACACCACAAUUUGAUUUAAAUGAAUUACAAAUAAAUUAUGAUUCACUUAAAAAUGAUCAUGAUCAAUUAAAUAUAAAAUUAAUUCAGAUGAACGAUGAAUUACAACGUAGUCAAAUAAAAAUUCGCAAUUAUGAAAUACAAUUGCAAAGAAUUGACGAGUAUGAAGAAACAAUAACAACAUUACAACAAGAAUUAGAUGAUACUAGACAAAAAUAUGCCAAAAAACAACAGCGAAAAACACAAGACAAACAACAACAAACUGAAAUUGAUAAUAAAGAACAAGAAGAUCAAGCUGAUUUAUUAUCUGAAGAACGUGAACGUUGUGAACAAUUAUCAUCGGAUUACGAAGGAAUAUGUCGUCUAUUAGAAGAAACUCGUUCAGAGUUAAACGAACGAAAUGAAGCGCUGGAAUAUAUGAAUAAAUUAUCACGACAAAAUGAAGAUUAUGAAAAGAAAUAUUCUGAUUUACUGCAACUUAAAAAUAAUCUUCAAGAACGAAGCACCUCACCAUUCAUGUCUGAUCACUUAGAUAAUACUGAAGAGAUGAUUUUGAGAGAAAAACAGUUGAUUGAAAAUUUAAAUAGCGUUCAGGAUGACAAGAAUAUGCUUGAGUUGACGAUCGAAAGUUUAAAUGAGCAAAUAAAAAUGUUAAAAGAAGAAGCACAACAACCACGAGAAACAAUUCUAGUAAAACAUGAAGAAAAUGAUGAUCAACUAAAAUUUGAAUUGGGCCUACGCGAAAUGUUAGAAAGACAACUUAUUCAGUCAAACGAAGAUAUUCAGUCAUUACAAAAUGAAAAUGAACAACAACAAUCGAGUUUAAGUGAUUUACAAGAAUUAGUGCGAGAAAAAGAUAAACAAAUACAGAAUUUUGAACAACAAAUACAAACGCUUAAUUCAACGAUUCCACCUCCGUCACCAACCAAUCGUGCUCGUUCACCAAGUCCCCAAACGUUCGAACGCCUUCUUGAUUUUGAAGCACAAACUUUAGCGAAUGAAGAAAAAUUAAAACAAUUUCAACUAGUUUAUGAUCAAAUAGUUGAACAACUACCUUCCGAAUUCAGCGAUAUUAUUUUUGACCAUCAUGAUGAGUUAUCAUCUUCAUUGGCAGAUAAAUUUUUAAAUUUAUUUGAAAAAUGGUUCACAUAUGUUCAACAACAAAUGGAUACAAUGUCUAUUACACAUCAAGAAUUAGAAAAUUUAAAACAAAUAUUAUCAGAAAAAAAUGAUGACUUAGAAAAAUUACAAUUUGAUCUUGAUUUAAGAGAAAAAAAAUUAUUUGGAUUACAACAGCAGCAUCCUCUGUUUCCUCCAUCACACGAUAAUGAAUUAGAUACACUUACGCUCGACCAUAUUGAAGAUGAUGAUGAGUUGAGAGCGGAACAAGAAUUAAGAAAAAUAUUGGAGCAACAACAACAUCGACAAUCUGUACCAUUAGCUCUUCGAAGUCAGUCUGUUACAUCGUCGACGUACGUAUCAAGUACACCAGGUGAAAAACAGCAAUUGAUUGCUCAAAAUGAAUUAUUAACAAGCAUUUUAUCAGAAAAAGAUCGUGAAUUAAUCCAAUAUCAACAACAAGAAAAACUUAACAUUGAAAAUCUAAAACAAAUUGAAGUUUUACAAAAACAAUUAAAACAAUAUGAUUUGGAACGAGAAUUAAAACAAAUUGAAUUACAUGAUAUUCGAAAUAUUUUUGAUGAAAAAUUACGAGAAAAUUCUAGUUUAAAAAAGGAAAAACUUUAUUUUAUUGAACGAUUAACCGAAUUAGAACGAGAAAAACAAGAACAACCAUUGACUGUUUUACCCUUACAAGGAACUUCGCCUAACGCUGAAGGGACGAAUCAAAAUGAUCAAAAUGAAGAUAUGACAAAAGAAGCUUUACAAGCCAUGGCUAAACUUGUCUGUGAAAGAGAACAAGAAAUUCAACAGCUAAAACAACAAACUCCACGAAUAGAACAGCAUGAUCAACAAAACGAAUAUAUGCAAUUGAAAUCGGAGUAUGAUCAAUUAAUAGAAUUUUCCAAACGUCAACACGAGGAAUCAUUACUCUAUUAUUCCGAAUAUAAUCGUUUUGUUCAACUAUACAAUGAUGUAAAUACAAAAUAUUCUCAAUUACAAGUAGAUUAUCAACAAGUACAAUCUUUACUUACACAAAAACAAGAAGCGUAUCUGUUAACACAAAACGAAUUAACAUCAUAUCAAAAUUUACUCUAUCAUGAAAAAAAGAAUACUGAAGAUUAUGAACAGCUAAAAAAAAUUGUACAAGAAAAAAAUAUCUAUAUACAAACGCUUAUUGAACAAGAACAACGUUUACAAUUGAAAUUAAAUGAGUAUGAAACAGAGUUAAAACUAUUUGAACAAAUGAACUUUGAUAUGAAAACAAAUGAAAGUGUUUUAUAUGAGAAAAUUGAUCAAUUAACACAUCAAAAUAAUUUAGAUCUAUUACAAACGGAAUGUAAACGAUUAACGUAUGAGAGAGAUCAAGCGAUGAUUGAAAUGAAGAAAUAUCAAUUGGAAAUUGAACAAUUGAGAUAUACAUUGAAUCAAUAUGAUGAACGUGAAAAACGAUAUGCUCAAGAAAAUGAACGUUUACGUUCUCAUUUGUUAACAAUUGAAGAAUCAUAUACAAUUGAAGGUGUACAAAGUGAAGAACGUGAACAAACUCUUCGUACUCAAAUGUUAACAUUAGAUGAACAAGUAAAACAACAAACAGAAAUAAUAAAUCAAUUAAAUUCGACAUGUGAAUCGAGUAAACAAACAUUAGCCAAUGAAUUAGGAAAAUUGAAAUAUGAAUAUUCUAAAUUAGAAGCUCAAAACACAACAUUAAAUAAUCAAUUAAUUUAUCAAACAAAAUGUACAAAUAAUUUACAAACCGUAUUAGAACAAUUUCAACGAGAUCGUGAUCAAUAUAUUAAUGAAAAUUUGAAACGUUAUCAUGACGCAUUACGUGAACAAACGACAAUUGCGACAACAUUAACAAAAGAAAAUAGUGAAAUUCGUUCAAAAUUAGCCGAAUACGAUGAAGCAUUAGGUGCAGCUAAGCGUUUAACAGAACAAAUGGAAAAAAAAGAUCAAUUAAUAAGUGCAUUAAGACAAGAAAUUCAAAAUAAAGAAAUAUUAUUAAAACAGUUUGAACAACAGUUAAAAGAUAUAAAUAUAUCGAAUGUAACUCGAGUAGAAAAACAUUUAGUUAAAAAUAUUCUACUAAGUUAUUUUCAUACACCUCCAAAUAAACGACAGGAAGUUAUACCGUUGUUAGGAGCACUUGUUGGAUUUACACAAGAUGAAUAUCAAAAAGCUGUUGAACAGACGAUGCAUGGUCAGAUGUCUAGUGGUGCCAAUGGAUGGUUAGGAGGAUGGUUUUCAGGUGGUAGUGAAGCAAAUACAGCUAGAACAAGAACACAAUCAGCCACUCCGUCAUACGAUCCGAAUAAAUCUUUUACCGAAUUACUUAUUCAAUAUGUCGAUCAACAAUCUGGCACCGAUUCCAUUCGAGCUAAAUUUAAUACCGAAGACUAUAUGAGUAUGCAUUCAAAUAAAACUAAUGCAUCGAAUGGAGGAGGUUUACUUUCUAAACCACCUUUAUCAGCUACAAAUCCAUUUCUAAAUAGUACACCACAUCUAAAACAAUUAACUCCCGAUAAUAAUGGUAGUCUCAGUACUAAUCAUCAACAAAUUUUUUCGCCUGUUAUAAUUAGUUCAUCAACUACAACGACUAAUUCUCACCUACCUUCAGAGUCAUCCUCAUCAACCAUACUCAAAGAUCUUUUAAAAUCUUGA